AUUUUAAUUUGUUUUUUAUUUUAAAGUUUGAAAACUCGUCUGAAAUUCAGGAGGGAGCUGGAAGUGUUGGUGUCGAAAAUGGAUGUUAUAGUGGAGUACGAAUAUGUUGCACAAGAGCCAGAUGAAUUGAACUUAAAAGUGGGAGAUAUCAUAACAAAUGUCACAAAAGUCCAGGAGGGCUGGUGUGAAGGCAUACUCAAUGGCAAAAAAGGCUUCUUCCCAGAUAAUUUUGUCAAGGAAUACAAGGAAAAUAAGAAGCCCGAAAAGCCAAAGGACCUGCCACAGAAGCGAGCAUCAGGAGUCACGGACAUCAAGAACAGGCUGAACAGUGUCAUCAACAAUCCACCACCUGUUUUUGCUGUGCCACAGAAAAAGAAGAAAGCCCGAGCCCUGUUUGCCUACGUAGCUCAGAAUGAUGAUGAGCUGAACCUGGAGGUUGGACAGAUCGUUGAGAUCCUCAAACAGGAAGAACCAGGGUGGUAUGAAGGCAAGUUGAAUGGACAGACUGGUGUCUUUCCUUCAAAUUUUGUGGAACUGAUUGACUCAGAAGCUGAUGUGCAAGAACCUUAUGAUGCACCUGAGAUCAAAGGUCGGAAGGUCAUUGGAGUAGGAUUCGGACCAAACUUGUUCAACAAUGAACAAAUUUUAUUGAAGCCGACGAACAGAGGUCCCUUGUCAGCAGGUGCAUCAACGAGGCCAAACAACGUUCUCAAUAACAUCAGCAGUAAUGUAUCUAGCAAUGUGCCUACAGCUAUGCCACCUGUCCUAGAGUCUCGAAAGCAAGCAGCUUCUCCUCCUGUGACAAGAGAUGACAAAUCAGUUGCAGUAUUAAAAGCCAAAGCCUUGUUUGCAUACAAAGCCGAGAACCCUGAUGAACUUUCACUGACUCCUGGUGACAUCAUUGUGGUCCUUGAUCGGAAUCUCGAGGACGCCGGGUGGUGGAAGGGAGAUUGUAAUGGUAAUGUUGGUGUCUUCCCUGAUAACUUCGUCCAACUGUUACCCCCUGAAGAGCAGAAGCCCAAGAAAGUUGUUGAGAACACAUCUAAACCCUUCCCCGCUGUGCCUACCUCGAAGCCAAAGUUAAAAAACGAAUUCAAAUCUUCUUUCAAGUCACCCUCUCAACCUUGUGAGGCAGGAGAACCAAUUAAAUCUGAACCACCAUCAAAAGUACUUCCUGAUAAAAUCGCUCAGAAAAGACCUCAAGCAUUCAUUCCACACAAGGAGCAACCAAAAGAUGAGAAACCAAUAAUGAAGCAAGCGCAACCACCUGCUGCCAGCAGGAAAGAGGAGCUUCAUUCGCUCCCCGUCAUCCCGCCUACAACCUCUCAUUUGCCGCUACAACCCGGCAAACAAGCACCUGCUGCAACCACUGCUGCCGUUGCGGUGACCAAUGAGAUGUUUGCUGACCUUCAGAGGAAUGUUGAGCACUUGAAGGAGCAGCUGGAUCGAAUGAAGAAGGACCACGAGAAGACGCUACUUGAUCUGAUGGGUGAAAUUGAUGAGGAGAAGAAAACAAGGUACAACAUGCAGGUAGAGAUGGAUAGAUUGAGAAAGUUGAUCUCCUCCUCUGUCAUCAACUCUUGAAUCUAUCAAUCAAUCAAUCAAUCAAUCAGUUGGUCGACCGAUAGAUCAAUCAAUCAAUCGCUGCUAUACCUUUCUCAUGAAAAUUCAACGUUUUUAGUUAUUUAUUUUUAAUGAUUGUUUGCAGGGUUCAUGGUAGAGUUGCCUGGUGUAACAUUUGUGGUGUGGUAGGUGUGGUGUGGUAGGUGCGGUGUGGUAGGUGCGGUGCAGUGUGGCAGGUGUGUUGUGCUCGCUCAUCAUGAUGAGACGCUAUAAUGUAAAUAAAUUUGAUGGGAUUAAAGAUGCGUUAUCACUCAUCAUCCAAUUACUCCGUUGUUCUAUUUAAUACACUUCUGAUAUCCUUUAACCAGAACGUUUACAGAAAUAAAUGACAUUUUGUAAUGUAAAUAUAACCCACACUUGCUGUAGCUAAUAAUUUUUCAGUUGUUCAUAUGGGCCCGCCAUCUAAGGCUUAAAGUUGUUAUACAAAUUCUGUGUGAUCUGUUUGAUGAUAAAUCGUCGCGCCGUCGUCGUCAUUCGUAUUCCGAUUUGUUAAUAGAAAUCUUUUUCCAGAUUUGUAAUUUAUAUAAUUAGACCAGAGAAAUGAGUAUAGAAAGUUGAAUGAAAUUAAUUGGUGCACUGCAUAUCUCAGCAUGGAUUGAAACAACGUACUUUUUUUCUACUAUGCUGUUUCUAUUUACACAUAAUUCAGUUUUUACAGCUCGUUGACUAUUUUUUCAUUUUUUAAAAUUUAAUCUUAAUGAUAUGUACAUAUGAAAUUUUUGUAAAAUCAUUCCCUGAUUUGUAUGAAAUAUUUCUGUAAUUUUUAAUAAUUGUUUUCUAUCCAGUUAUUUAUUUUUUCCAGUUAAUAGUUGUAUCAGUUUUUUUCAAACUGUUUUUAUAAUUCAUCUUCUUGGCAUAUAAUGUAAUUAAUUAUUCGGUUAUUAAUUAAUAAUUAUUAUUAUAAGUGUAUGAAUCGAACGUUUACAUCGUUUAACAUUUUCUCUUCAUAUCAUCUUUAGAUGUGGGAUUUUUUUAAAUAUUAUGUAAUUAUUUUCUUAAUUGAAUGCUCUUUCGUGCUGUGCUUCAUUCAUACAACGAACCAACAAAGAGCAAGCAAUCCUGAGGCCUUGUCUAUCCCAUUUAUCCAUCAUUCACACUCACUUUAUAUGUAUUUCUUUUUUUAUUUAUUUUAAUUGAUUCUGCCAUAUAGUUUAUACAGGUAAUGAGUAGAAUCUUCAACAAAUAUUAUAUAUGUAUAUAAAAAUACGUAUAUAUACUUUUUAAAAUAAUGAAAGAGUAAUGAGCAAAUUUAACAUGGUCAGCUGGCAGCAUAUAGUAUGAAAAUUAUGAAAUUGAAUAUAAAUAUUUUUUAAGUUUACUUUUAACCGGAUAUUUAGUCCAGUAAAUUUUUUAAUAAUGACUUGAUUAAUAUGGUUAUCUCUAAGUUCAAUCUUCGUGACGUGUUUCAAUGGAAAUGAAUUGUGAUAAUUCUCAUUCCUUUCUGAGUUUUUAAUGUACUUCCAUUUUUACUGUAAAUAAUCAUUUUGUUUUAAUUUAAAGCAACAUUAAAUUAUUCACUCUAAUAUUAAUCAUAUUAUAAAAUUACAAAACUUGAUUCAUAUAAACUUUCAAGUUAAAAUUUUGUUUGUUUAUAGUUUAAGUAAUAAUUUGGUACUCAUUAAUGAUUUUAAAAUAAAUUUUUUUAAAAA
This is a messenger RNA of Helobdella robusta, 3272 nucleotides long. RefSeq lists its product as hypothetical. The record is from RefSeq and is a predicted model, not a curated record. The transcript is spliced from 13 exons. The coding region runs from base 79 to 1584 and encodes 501 amino acids. Gene Ontology annotation, molecular function: protein binding. Lineage: Eukaryota; Metazoa; Annelida; Clitellata; Rhynchobdellida; Glossiphoniidae.